Molecule: messenger RNA, 7610 nt
Organism: Coregonus clupeaformis (lake whitefish)
Lineage: Eukaryota; Metazoa; Chordata; Actinopteri; Salmoniformes; Salmonidae
Product: UPF0606 protein KIAA1549
Exons: 22
Coding region: 316-5715 (1799 amino acids)
Source: RefSeq, a predicted model, not a curated record
GCGAGAGCGAAAGAUGCCCAAAGAAAACGGAAAGGACAAUGAUAUUAGCUAGCUACACUAGCUAACUAUUUCAAGUGGUAUUUAGCUAGUCCGGUUCAUUUGAUUGUUUUAUGGAUAUGAAAACAUCCAGACAAAGAGAAACAGAGAACGUGAAGCGCCGUUUUGCUUAAUCACUCCCCUCUUACCGAAAGCCGAUAUAUGAUAUGGAAGAAGGGGUACAUUGAGGGAGAUCACACAAGCAAUACCUGCAUUCUCCAGCUCGUGGUAUCUACUGGGAUGCAUCAUAAGUGAAUAAAAUGCCAUGACUUCCAUGCAAUGGAGGGUUUAAGCUUCUCUAUGGGUUCAUUGGGGAUUUCCAAGACCGCUCUGCGCAUUCAAGGCUUCAGUGCAGCGGUUCUAGGGCUGAUGGUGUUGGUGACAAUGAUCACAGCAGGUUCACCUGCAGCAGACUGGCCUUCGUUGGAUCCCACCAUGUUGGAAGAGUUUCGGGAAGACGUAUCAAGCUGGACUGAAUCACCCUCAGCCUUAUUAGUUUCACACACUGAGGCCUCUGAGCACCUAGACGACACUACAACUACAGCUCUCCUUUCACCUGGUCCCCUACCACUUGAGUCACCUUCUAGGUCUAGUGACCCCCUCCCAAUUGGUCCAGACCCUCUGUCCACUCCCCCUUUUAGCUCUUCGGAGCCUGUGAUUGGCCUUCAGCAACAACCUGAAGGCCCUGCCCGACUCUCAAGGGACAUGAAGCUCUCUGGGCCUAUCUCAACCAUGGCAGCUACCUCUUCAACCUUUGUUACAGUACCAAACCAGAAGCUUCUCGGACCACAGUCCAACACAUCCACAACACCCUUGAACUUCUCUACAGCCACCAGUGGGACUACAUCUCCACAGUUCAUUGUCCCAAACUCUAAUGAAAGAGCUUCAGAUGAACCUCCAUUAUUACUCCCCAGCAACCAGCAAGAUCCAUCAAAACAGACAACUCCUGCACUUAUGACAUCACUUCCUGUUGGACCCCUCGACCUGCCUAGACUGCCUGUUGACAAUCUUGUAGAUGUAGCAGCCCCAUCAGACCAAGCCAGCCCAGAGUCUAGACCUAAUCCAGACGUGUCCCAGAGUUUAGGAGAUCUCUCGCUGGAUCCCAAACUGCCACUUGAGCCCUCCAGUAGAUUAAUCGAUCUGGAUCACCUGCGCCCCAACAGUGAGCUCAUGCAGAAGGACGAUGCUGCCCAAGGUAUCCACAUGCUCCUGAAACUAUCGCCUGAAAUGCAGCUGGCUCCCAGCUAUGUGCCUUUUCUGAACCCUCAGACCACGUCCUCCUCGGCCGAGCCCACCAUGGUCCCUACUGAGGACUUCUUCCCCACCAACACCAUGGCGGUGGACUGGGGCUCCGGAGACUACCUGGAGACCAUGACCUUUAUGGGCUCGGAGGGCGACGACUUCUCCCUGGUCACCAACCUGCCCACGGACAUGUACGACCUGGAGGACUCCAACGCGGAAAGCUACGACACCUCCUUCCCCUCCCGGGUCGGCGUGUCCUUCUCCUCGAUGCGUCACGUGACGUCUUCACUUAGUCUCACUACAACAGAUUACAGCUCUGGUGUUAGAAGUGUGGCCGCCACAUCUGUUCCUCCCUCUAUCCAUCCAUCUCCCAGUCACCCCAUGCUAGCCUCAACACCAACACCAACACCUCAAGGUAGUCUACCAGAAGGUUCAGAUGUAGACUGGACAGAUACCUUCACCGUUGAACCAACAGACCUUCUCCUACCAGACAUGAACAGCCUGGAGUACUACACCAUCCAGCUGACCAACGAUGACUCAGAAGAACACAGAGGCACUAACGUGACCACCACCUCCAGACGUUUCUCCCUGAUGUCCAUCAGCACCAACCACAUCAUGGCCACCAGCGCCUUCACUGUGGACCCCAGCCACAUUCUCACAGCCUCCUAUGGAGUGGAUGGAGUGGAGGUCCAGCCUUCUGACAACACUACCUGGAUCGAAGAGUCCUCUGAUAUAUCUGGCUCAGAGCCUCUCAAUACAACCACAGCAGACGGCACGGAGAUGACUUCUCUGAAUUUCUCAGUGCCGUUCCUGGAGCCUUCAGUAGCACCAACCCCCUCCAUGGACCUCACAUCCUCCCUGUGGGGUGUCACUGGUCAGGUGUCCUCCGGGGAAUGGACGAGCCCUGUGGCCACCUCCAGUGUCGGACUGGACAGCAGCUCUGUCUUAGUGUCUGUGCAGCCUAGUGCUAUGGCCUCUGAGACAGACAUCCAGUGGUUUGUGUCCCCCAACGCCACAGAGACGGCCCUCAGCACCGCUCCCGUCACUCCUGUGUUGACCACCUCUGUCGCAUUCACCCCAGUGCCUGGUCAGACAGAAUUACCCCCCAAUGUCACCUCAGGCCCCACAGAACCAUCCACCAAUGCCACCACCUUCCCCCCGGUGUCAGUCAUGGCUGACCAAGGCAUUGAUACGGAUAGUCCUGUCACAGCGGUGACCAACGACAGUCAGACUACAGUUAGCACCCUAGACACCCCCUCCACAACUGAUCCUGCCACCACCACCACUACUACUACUACUACUACUACUACUACUACUACUACUACCACCAUCACCACUGAGGCCUCUACAACCGCUGCUCUGGCCACCACCACCCCCUUAAACAUAACAACCACGAAGAGCCCGCCUACAACCAUUGGCCACCAGUACCUCUGUAACGUCACCAAGCCUGUGUACUUUGUUAAAGUCGGUUUUCCCCCUGGGGCCACUGUUGGAUAUGCCAAAUCCCAAGUCCGAGAUGUCCUGAAGACUGAAUUCAAUAAAUCAAUUGAAUUGCAGGUUGCUAAGAGCCCUCCAGACUUUGUGUUCCGGGCAGUGUCGGGUCCCUUGGUGUACACAGCCAUAUCUGUCAUCAACGCCCUGCGCAAGUCAGGCCGACGCUUCCAGCCCAUCUCACACUACUGGAAGGUACCAGACCACCAGUACCAAGUCCACUCAGUGCUGCAGUUUGUGCCCAGCCACAUCGACGUGCGAGUCUGCAACUUCAGCGAGCGCAUUGAGAAAGGCCUGACCAUGGCGUACGCCGAAGUGCGCCGACGCGCGCAGGAGUCCACGAACUUCACUGUGCACAUUGUGAACAUCACCAUGAAUCAGCCCAGGAGUCAGCAGAGGGAGCCAGUGGACGUGACCUUCGCGGUGCGCGACGCCGUCGGCUACCUGAAGGGGUCAGAGGUCAGCAACCACCUGAGGCUGCUCAACAUGGUGGAGUUCAGCUACUACCUGGGCUUUCCCGUGCUGCAGAUCGCCGAGCCUUUUCACUACCCAGAGUUGAACACCACCCAGUUGCUUCGCUCGUCUUGGGUUAGAACAGUGAUGCUGGGUGUGCUGGACCAGGGGGUGGACGGUCGGACCUUCCAGGCCAAGAUGGAGCGUCGUGUGGCCCUGCUGCUGGGAGAGGUGCUGGGGGUGGCCAGGCGUACCAAGAGAGCCACCAGCGUGGCCAACCACAGUGUUCAGAUUGUGAGUACGACCAGGCUGGUGGGAGCGGACCACCCUCUGGAGAUGGUGUACUUUGUGGACGGUCCUAGCGGACAGCGGCUGCCUGCCAUCACCACAGCCAACAUUCUGAACAGACUGGAUGUGCAAAGGGCAGCCAUCGUACUGGGCUACAGAGUACAGGGCAUCCUGGCUACACCUGUGGAGAAGGUGGCAGGGUACCCUCCCCCGGACACAGAGAACACCAGCAUGUGGAUCAUCAUCGGCGUGGUGGUGCCUCUAGGCGUGGUCAUCGUCAUCAUCUCCAUCCUCUACUGGAAGCUGUGUCGCACCGACAAGCUGGAGUUCCAGCCUGACGCCAUGACCACUGUCCAGCAAAGACAGAAGCACCAGGCUCCCAGUGUGAAGGGCUUUGACUUUGCCAAGCUGCACCUGGGCCAGCACAGUAAGGAUGACAUCAUGGUAAUCCAGGAGCCUGGUGCCCCCGGCCCUCCCCCACCCAUCUCCAACACCAAGGAGGCUGCCGCCACCUCGAAGAACGGUGAGGUCCCCACCCCCAGGUCAAAAGGGACCUCCAUCUCCUCCACCAAGGCGUCCCGCAGCGCAUGCAGACGAGGAAGGGACAGGAUCUCUCCGUCGGACGGGGACUCCAUGGUGAGCGCUGGGUCCAGUGAUCGUGAGAGGGAGUUAGCCGAGGAGAACCUGAGAGCCUUCGCCACGCCCAACGACAGCAAGCAGGCCCGCAAGAUCCCCAUCAAUGUUUUAAAUGGAAAGAAUAGAAUUGGUCCUCCUCCCAUGAACGGCCAUGACGAGCAUCUCUCCUCAGCCUCCAUCUUUGAGCAUGUGGACCGCAUGUCGCGCUCGGCCGACGGCACCCGGCGCCUAUCCAAUAAAAUUCAGCUCAUCGCCAUGCAGCCCAUGGCUGUCCCGCCCCAGCACCACAGCCCCACUGUCAACGGCAUUAACGGCAGAGGGCCAGAUACACACAACAUCUUUAACAAGGAGAUCCAGGUGGCGUUGAGGCAUAAGUCUGAGAUCGAGCACCACCGUAACAAGAUCCGUCUGCGGGCCAAGAGGAAGGGUCACUAUGACUUCCCUGCCAUGGACGACCUGGUGGACAAUGGUCUGAUCACUGACCCAAAGGACCAGGACCGCAUCUACCACAAGGCCCAGAUGCAGAUUGACAAGAUCCUGGACCCUGACAUCCACAUGCCCUCACUGUUCAUGGAGCCUAAAAAGAGUGGCAGGGGGAGGCGUUCUCCCAAGCAGAGGAAGAAGCACCAGCUGAACGGCAGCCUGACAGACGCAGACAAGGACCGCCUCAUCUCCAACGACAGUGAUGGCACCUACAGGAAAUACCCCGGGGUCAACAACGUGGCCUAUGUGUCGGACCCUGACCAGGCCCCAGAGUCCGGGACCCCCUCCCCCAACGACGACGUGUUCCUGGGCUCCAUCUCGCCCCCUCCGGGUCAAGCCCCUCCCCCGCCCCCCUACAUGCCCCCCCUGCCCUCCAUCGAGGAGGCCAGGCAGCAGAUGCACUCCCUGCUGGACGAUGCCUUCGCCCUGGUCUCCCCCACCUCCCAGGGCAGCACGGCCGGCAUCACACUGCCCGGGGUCAACUCCAACCCCCCCAGCUCCAGCCCCCCACCUCACGGUGGAACCCGCCCCUGGGGUACUUCCUACCCAGCCCUCAGCCCCUUCUCCUCAAGAUACGCUGAGUUAGGAAUGUCGCCUCCUUCAGUCCAAGGCUUACUACAGAGACAGGGCCUGGGCUCCAGCUACCCACCAGGUGACCCAGGACAUGUUGACCAGCUCCCCCCAGAGAGCCACUACUCCACCAGGGGUCUGUACACUGAAGACCUGCCCUCCUCUACCAGGCCACGUCCAGUAGGGGGCACCAUAGGUGCCCAGCUCCAUCACCUGAACCAGGUGGAUCUUGGGAGCCGGAUCAAGGUGGGGUACCCGGCGGGGGGCAGGGCACCACCAGGUCAGACUGGAGGCUCAGGGUGGGGACCGUACUCUGACGAUGACUUCAGACCCACCAGAGACCCUAUGCCUAGUAGGAGUGCACUAAGGGAGCCCUCUUCCCAGCUGGACAUCUACCCCCCCGAGGAGUCCUCCUCUCCCCCCAACCACUCCUCGGCCUCCCUCAUCAAGGCCAUCAGGGAGGAGCUGCUGCGCCUCUCCCAGAAACAGCAAGCCGUGCCCAGCUACCACAGCUGAGACAGACGGCCUCCUCUGGUCCUCAAUUAACCUUUACUGCUACAUCCACCAGUCAUACCACUGCCCCUGCCUGCCAGCUCCAACCUAGCAAUGCUUCCCAUGGAAGUUCCUUUGUACAGGAGAGAGAUAGUACUGCUGGGCUGGGUCAAGGUGGCUAUUGGCAAACCAGACCAAACUGAAUGAGAAGAUGAAGUCAUAUAUGCCAGCUAGUAGCCUAACCAUGCAUAGGGUCAUUAUAUGAAUGAACUGUUCUCUAGACUGGAUCUUAGCCUCUGGCUCUCUGACCCAGACCCCAUUGGAAGUUGGAACCCAGACUGUCCUAUAACAUACAGUGUACUACAGUAUAAGUGACCCUAGCGGUUUGAGGGAGAAGGUGUGAACUGAAUGGUCCCCUGCUCCCUGCUCUCCAGCUCUGGCCAGGGCAUCUCUGCCAAAGCCUGGCCAUGACCGCUGAUCCCUGCCCAGUGUUUUUAAUUUGAGGUGUUGUUGCUUUCGUUCUUUUUAAACAGCAAUCUAGACUCUCUGUGUGAUGAUAAUAAGCAAUGUGGUUUGAUAUUCUCUCUCAUGCUGCCUUGACAUCCUAACAACCUUUCACAGUACAGUGGUCUUUCUCUACCAGUAGGACAUCUGUCAUUUAGGCUCAAAACAUUGAUACCAUGUUAUCAAUGACGCUUCUUACCAUUACCAUCCAGGUUUUGUUUUUGAAGAGCCUCUUCUCCUCCAUCUUCUUCUGGUGCUUCUUUAUAUGCUUUGUGUUUUCUGCCAUGAUGUUGAAUGGUGAUAUGCACACACCGUGAAACCAUUCGUCCCAGGUGCUGGAUAAAGGUGUUCUACAUUGUUUUCCGCCAUGAGCCACACAAUGCCUUGUGUUGUGACAGAGUGAGUCAGUUCAACCGUCUCAAUCUACUGUACAGCUAAGGUCAGAGUUCAGAGGGGACAACACUAGACACAGAGAGACAGAGACCUGCAAUAAUCAUACUGCAGCAACUCCCAUACAUUACUUUACCAAUGCAACUACAUUGAUUUUGUUGUCAACAUCUUCAGCACAAUGUCCACGUUUGACCUUAUAUAUCCAGGUUGCUGAGGAUGCUACCUUAUUAAGACUUGUUAAAUGCCAACAUAUGGUGAACCUAUAUGACAACAGUAUUUCUAUAGAUAUUACACUAAGGUCAUUUAUUGUGUAUAAUAGUUAAUUUAAUAAUUAAUUUGUGGCAUUUUAUAAAGUUUUCUGACCAGCAGACAUAGAUCAAAAUAAUUGACAGUACUGUACAAGCGGAUUGCAGUGCCUAUUCUAUUUUAUGAAGCUAAUAGAUCCAGUCACACAAUCUGAUCUAUUUAAUGCACUGUAUGCAGACUACUAGGUUGCACUUGGCUUUUCUCAGUGAAAACCGUCAGGCCACACCAACUAAAAUGUAAUUGAAAGAUUCAUAAGUCAGCGAAUGAAAGAUUCAUAGGUCAAGUCAAUUACGCAUUGUAUUGCUGAAGGAAAUGCAGUAUUUUCUCUGCUGAGAAACAGAGUCAGUGAUCACACACUUUCAUUCUCUGGGGUAUUCUUAUUUCAUUUCCUCCUUUUUCCAUGCAGUAUUGAAAUGUUCAGCCACUUCAUUUUCCACUGCAUUUUUCAGCGUUUGAAAGAAAACUGAAAUACAUGUACUGUAUUUAAAUUGUUCACCACUUACUGUUCACGGUCAACCUGUCAACUUAAGAUGUUUUGUGCAUUUUAUGUUAUUUUUAUUCUUGAAUGGUCUUGUCUCAUGUUUUUUGUUCCUCCUCGAUGUGUCUUCAAAUAUUUUUUGUUUUGUCAGUAACAUUUUCAACAGAAACUCCACACACAAUGCUGUGGGCAUUGAAGUGAUAUUUUAUUUCAGUAAAAUAAAGAGAAAGUAUUGAUUUUA